Messenger RNA from Aptenodytes forsteri (emperor penguin), 3444 nucleotides. It is a transcript of the gene DR1, whose product is annotated as down-regulator of transcription 1. Gene Ontology annotation, cellular component: negative cofactor 2 complex. NCBI's taxonomy places the organism in Eukaryota, Metazoa, Chordata, Aves, Sphenisciformes, Spheniscidae. The transcript has 3 exons. Bases 77 to 607 code for a protein of 176 amino acids. Gene Ontology annotation, biological process: positive regulation of transcription by RNA polymerase II; negative regulation of transcription by RNA polymerase II; chromatin remodeling. The record is from RefSeq and is a predicted model, not a curated record. Gene Ontology annotation, molecular function: core promoter sequence-specific DNA binding; protein heterodimerization activity; general transcription initiation factor activity.
AGCCCCGCGCGGGAGCUGAGGGGGAGCCCGUGAGCGCGGGAGCUGAGCGCCUCUCGGGGAGCGAGCGGCAGCCAGGAUGGCCUCGUCGUCGGGCAACGACGACGACCUCACCAUCCCCAGGGCUGCCAUCAACAAGAUGAUCAAAGAAACGCUCCCCAACGUCCGCGUGGCAAAUGAUGCCCGGGAGCUGGUGGUAAACUGCUGCACGGAGUUCAUCCACCUCAUCUCCUCCGAGGCCAACGAGAUCUGCAACAAAUCGGAGAAGAAAACCAUUUCCCCAGAGCAUGUCAUACAAGCACUAGAAAGUUUGGGGUUUGGCUCCUAUAUCAGUGAAGUAAAAGAAGUCUUACAAGAAUGCAAAACAGUAGCACUAAAGAGAAGAAAGGCCAGUUCACGCUUGGAGAACCUCGGCAUUCCGGAAGAAGAGCUUCUAAGGCAGCAACAGGAAUUAUUUGCAAAAGCUAGACAACAGCAAGCAGAACUGGCGCAGCAGGAAUGGCUACAGAUGCAACAAGCAGCUCAACAGGCACAGCUUGCUGCUGCCUCAGCCAGUGCAUCCAAUCAGGCAGGAUCCUCUCAGGAUGAAGAUGAUGAAGAUGAUAUCUGAAAUUCACCAGCUGAGUUUGUCUUUACUAAGAAAUAUUUUUCCUGCACAAUGAAAACAGUGAAAUGAAUGCUUACCUGUAAGUUUGUAUGCAUCAUGGACUGGCAAUUGGUAUUCUAGGGGUGUCUGCUGUUGUGUGCUGUACAUGUAUAAACUGUCUUUUUUUGAACUCUUGAAGAUUUAAGGUUCAGUAUCAUAUCAACUUUGGAUUUUUAAUGGUGUAUAUGGAAAUUUUAGAUAGCAGUGCGUCAUUUAUUUGAUCAAUAAACAGUGUUACAAUAAACAACGAGUUUAUAAAAUAUAGUGAGAUUUAUACAAAAAGCUCUAAAUCCACAUUUGCAUUUCUUCCCUUUUAACUAAACUAUAAAAUCUUACUUAGAAUUUUUAAUUGUUUUUUGGGGGAGUGGUACAGUAGACAUAAUCUGUUAAUGGGAAAAAAGCAGAGUUCAGCAUAGUAGAGUCUGAAUUCUUAGUUCUUUUUAAAAUGAGGAUGUAUAUGGCAAUAAGUAUUAUAUAUGCUCAAAUACCACACUUGUUAAAAUUCGAAAAUGAUACAUUUUCACCAAGCUAGGAAAAGGUAUGUUUAAUAGGAGUUGUACAAAUUCAGUCAUUUUUUUGUAUAGGGGUGAAAAAAAUAAAUCCAUGGUUUUAUUAUGACAUCCUUUGACAGUCCUAACUGAAUAUUUCACUUCAAAGACUGCCUGGUUUGAAGAACUAACUCUUCUAUUAUUUCACUCCAGUUUAAUGUUAACUGUUGUUGAUGGUAUUUCGUAGUCCGGAUCUAUUCAUAUUGUUGAAAUUUAAAGCUGGAACUUGAUGCAACAGAAUUGUUUUAGUUCCACUGAUGUAACUGGGAAUGAUUAAGUAUUCAAGCCUAUGAAGGCAAAAGCGGAAGCUAAGAGCAUGCUUACCAUAAAAGAGGGAAUUUAUUUAACCUUGAUUAGUCAUUGUUGUCAGCAUAAUGCUAACAUUCUCCAGACUAGAUUGUCACUGGAUUACUAAGAUACCUUGUUGAAAGAUAACAUUUUCUUCAUUCAAAUUGGUUCAUAGGUAAGUCCAAGUUUCUGAUAAACUAUUCCCCAAGAGUGAUCAGCAAUACAUGGAACAGAAACGAUGUAGUAGUCCGUUUGAUAGUUAAUUUGAAAAUUCUGUUGAUUAAUGGAUGAGCAGCUGUUCUUUGUGUUGAAAUAAAGCACAGUAGUGUCCAUUGCUGAGUUUUAAUGUGUUACUUGAAGUAAUACUGGCAUGUCUUCUGGUACACUAAUCUGAGCAGACUAGAAAAGCCACUUGCAUGCUGCUGUAGGUGAUCCAAUAGCUCUCUAGCACCAUGGAUUGUUUUAUUAACUUAUGUCCUCAGCAGGUUGCUUUAGUUCGAAUUCUCGAGGAGGGCUGCAGCAGCCUGUUUACAUAAGGAUGCAAACAGAAAAUGAUGUGCCCAUUUUUACAUAAAAUCUGAACAAGGUACAAUUGGCAUAUAUUCGGAUCUCGGUCACAUAGUGACUUUUGAUUUAAAUUUGCGAUACAUUGAGUAGCAUAUUGAAUAAAUGUGAACACUUCCUUAAAUGCAUUAAUGCAGUGAAAACUCAGAAAAGUAUUUGUUUGAAUGUUUACAUUUAAAAAACCCCAAACAACAAAACGAACCCCCUUUCAUGGAUACUAUAUGAAAUACGUUAGGCAAGGUUUGACCGAGGAAGUGGUUUUCUGUAAAGGUUUAAGUACCAAAGGUAGAAAAUCUAGUCUAGUGAUAGGAUGUUAAUGUGCAGUGUUGGCUUUUCUAAUUUGUACUGUAACACCUUCACACUUUCUAUUUUAAAUGAGUCUUUUCCUUUUAAAUAAUAUUAGGUAUAUUUUCACACCUUUCUUUUCUGAUGCAGAAUUCAGGUUAACAUUUUACUGCAUCUGGUAUGUAUGGUGUAAUAUGUUUGGAUCCUUGUGACCUUUCUUUUGGACAUUCUUGUGCUUUUUCAUAUGCUGUAUUCUUCAAGCAAUAAAAUUCUGAUGUGUUUUUAUAAAAUUGCUUUUAUAUUUAAUGCAUAGUCUGUCUUCUUCAUUGCAUUUAUAAAGAAAAAAGUUAAGACUACUUAAAACUCUGCUGUUAUUUUGACCCACUGAACGCUUCUUGUGACCAAAGUCUUUGCAACCUGAGUGCUGUUGGAUGGCAUUGCUGUUCACUGGGGUUGUUAAUGCUUGCAAACAAUACUUCUGGGCUUGACCUGCUCUAUUUCCUCUUGGGAAUUGCGUUUUGUGUAUAUGCAUUUUUAUAACCUGACCUUCUUAACUUGAAAAGUUGGACAAACCCCCUGUAGAUCAGGUAUAACCUACUGAAAUACUUUCUGUUUAACAAAGUGGAAGACCACAGGCCUGGGGAAAUAAGAAUAUAUGUUAGUCUCCUGUUGAAUUAAUUUCACGUAGAUAGUCUUGUUUAGAGACUACUUUACUUAUUCAGCCAUUCCACCUCAAGUAUGAAGAAUAAACUCUGGCAGUUGCAGGGGGAGAAUCUUCACUGAUCUUUCAAUAACAUAAGAAUUUUGUAUUACUUUCCUGUUAUGCUUCCGUGUACUAGCUGUUCAGUGAAGACAAGGGAUUUCUGAAUUUGUGGUACCACUGGUUUUUUGGUACACCAGAUACAUAGAGUGUAAAGUUUGGUUAGUGAACUGUAUUGUUACGUUGUCUCGGAAGAAACAUGUAUGAGGAUGUGUCUGUUUCUUAAAUAUUGAGUUGAUGAGAUUAUCUGUGAGUUUUCCAUAAUUAUUCUGACAGUCUGUUUCAGAGUGCUUUCACUAAGUGACUUUCUUGCGAAAUCUUUCUUUUCUGUUACUUUAAUAAAGCGUAUGUCUGCA